UUAUGAAUAUGCGGUACAGAGAGAGAAGAGAUUUUAAGACAUUUGUUUUCGCAGAUUUUAUACUUUAAUCGUAUAAACAUGCGUAGUUUGUGUAUUUGAGGUAUCUGUGGAGAGCUCAAAAGAUACUAAGCGAUUCAGUUCUUAACAUGAACGUAAACCGGACUUCUCGAGAACUUUUUAGAUUGCCUGGCACACGCGUCUCCGGAGGGCAGGCGCUGUAAUAAACGUGUUGCGUAAAAAUACUCCUCAACUGACUUAGGCUAACCAUUAUACCCCCUGUCGCAAUGGAAGGUGGUGAUAUUGGGACUCCCUAUCGAUUUCUUGAACUCCAGACCAUAAACCGGAUCCUGGAUGGACCUGGGCGAAAACAGCUGGUCCAUGGUUAAGCGAGAAGUGUCCAGCAGCCCAGGGUCGCCGGCUGAGCAGAGCUACCUGCAGGGUGACAGAAGGGACCGGCACGCCUCGGAGGAGCUGAGGUCACCCCCGACAGCUCAUCUUGACAGUUUGGGAAAUCGGCGCCCAGAGGGCAGGGCCUUGCACUCCUACGUUCACUUUGGACACCACAACAACACGCUGCCCAGCUCAGAGGACAUCACGCUGUUCACGGAUUUGGACCAGGGCAACAAGCUCAUCAUUUCCAGCGGCGCGCACAAGGGAGGCUUAAUCGUCGACCCCAGCGACAUGUAUCAAACCCUCGCCAUAGCGGCGGCUCAGAGCCAGGCAGGAUACGACUCCCCUGCCGGUGGUUAUAUGCACUCCACAUCCACCUCCCCGGUGUAUGUGCCGACAUCCCGGGUGGGACCCAUGAUUUCCAGCCUCCCCUACCUUCAGGGGAGCGGCUCGGCGCAGCCGACCCACGGAGUCAGCGGCCACUCGGUCUGGUCGCAGCCUACCCCGGAAAGUCCUUCCUACAGCACCGGGAGCCCGCACGCCUCGAACCGUUUCCACUAUUCUCCAAGUCCGCCCAUGAAUAACGGCGCUUCCAGGGACAGCAGCUACAGUAAUUCUCUGAAUGUGAACGGCAGAGAUCAGUACGGCCUUGCCCGACCUCUCAGUGGAUCCUACCCCAGCCCGUACGCUCCAUACGUGGGACCGCAGCUAUCCACGGCGUGGCCCGCGGGGCCAUUUGACAAUACGAUGCUGCAUUCACUACAAAGGGGUGGGACGCCAAUUCCAAUUAGGGGACCCAAUGGAGAUAUAUUGGAAGACCUGGGAGAAAGCCGAGAAUGCGUAAACUGCGGGUCCAUUUCAACGCCGCUGUGGAGACGGGAUGGCACCGGGCACUUUCUGUGUAACGCCUGCGGCCUCUACAGCAAAAUGAACGGGCUCAGUCGGCCGCUAAUCAAACCACAGAAGCGAAUGUCUUCGUCAAGGCGGAUUGGCCUGUCCUGUGCUAACUGCCAGACCAGCACAACCACACUGUGGCGGAGGAAUGCAGAGGGAGAACCAGUGUGCAAUGCCUGUGGACUGUACACCAAAUUACAUGGGGUGCCAAGACCUCUUGCUAUGAAGAAAGAGGGCAUCCAGACGAGGAAGAGGAAACCAAAGACCUUGAACAAGACCAAGGGCUCCUCCGGCAACGCUAACCCUGUCCCCAUGACUCCAACCUCCACGUCUUCCUCGAAUUCCGAAGACUGCUCCAAGAACACCUCUCCAUCCGCACAGGUGUCUGUCCAAGGGGUCAACUCUUCCACCAUGGCGGGCCAGGGGGAGGCCUCCGUCCUGGGCAGCUCCACGGUGAAGUACGCGGGGCAGGAGGGCCUCUAUCCCGGGGUCAGCCUGACCUCCACGGCCGAUGUGGCCGGCACGGUGCGCGGCGAGCCCUGGUGCCCCAUGGCGCUGGCCUGAUCCUGGGCGCCCGGGGACCGGCCGGCCCUCCCUCCCCGACUGCAAGCCUCUCACUGGACCUCCUGCUGUCUUGGCAUCCAAUCCACAGAAACUCUGCAUGGGACUAUCUCUCCAUUCUGCUUUGGGUGCUCACACCCUCCCCGCCCCACACACCCCUCAACCACCCCCUGUUUCUUCAGUUUUGAAGAGAAGCUGGACGUUAAAUAACAGCAACACAACAACAAGAAUUGCCUCAUACUCCUUCCUGCUAUCUUUUCUGUGCGUGGGACCGAUUGAAGGUUGGAUCGAUGUUUGCAGUAAUCAAGAGAGUCAUUACGCUUUCUGUGCCUUUAAGAAGGGAAAUAUUUAAGCACAGUUUUGUUGACUUUUUUGAGGUGUACUCCUUUUGUGUCUGCAGUGGCACCUUUCAGAAUUUUCUAUGUUCCUUGCUCAUCUCUCAGUGGACGCGUGGUAAAGGAAAUGAUCAAUGUCACAUGGAUCAAAUUGAUUUCAUUUGAUAAAUAUAUACAUGUGUACAUUAUGUUUAUGGAUAUUCACCCUCUACCAGAAAACGUAGUUUAAGAGAUCUUUGUGCUUUGCAGAAGUAAAAAAUUAUGUCCAUGCACAACGUCAGUACUUUUCUCAGCAACUGGAAUAGAAGAUAAAGUACAAAGAAAUCCUGAAUCAAGCCAAAAAUAUUUAUUAACCUUUCAUUGUUGAAAUGAAUAUAUCAUUUUGUUAAUAAAAUAAAGAUGUGCAAAUAGAGUAGAAGUAAAUCUUAAUUUUUAUGUGCCUUUUAAGGGUGAACGCAUUUCUUUUUUUGACGUAGUUUUCGUUUGUGACGAAGCUGCACACGUUUUCCUUCUGAAAGUUCUUAUUGUAUUUGGCUAACGUUGUUAAGGUUUUAUACAGGGUAAGAAACAAUCUGACUUCCAUCCAGCUUUGAAAAUAGUGCAAUCGUGUGUUCUUGUCACAAUAAUCAGUGUUAAAUCAAGUAUUUUAGAUUUAACAGCAAAUCUUGCUAUUUGUGUAAAAUGUCUUUAACUGAAAGGUACUUAUGCAAUUCUAUUGCUGACGCUGAUUUUCAAAUGAAGUUGAGAGGUCUACAUAUUGUUAACAGUAUAAAAGUAAAACAAAUAACGGCAAAAUUAAAUAAUUAAAACAUAAAAUAAAUUUGAAUUACUGGCAAAAUCUAUAAGAACAAAUUGCACUCAGGAAAAUGUUAAUGAUGCAUCUGUUUGUUGCGUGGUAAUAUUCAAAAGAGGAAGAAAAGCAUUGAGGCAAUAUCUUAUGGACGUGACCAAGACUUCACUACCUAACUGAUACAUAUGUGAAUACUCCAAGGCAUAUGUAUGUAACCUGCGUUUUUAAGAUACUAUUUGUAUCAUAGAUGUAUGUAUAGAUUGACUGAAGCCACAUGUUGUCUUUCAUUUCAAAAAGAAAUGCCUUUGCCAUGUUGCC
Megalops cyprinoides (Indo-Pacific tarpon) is the source of this 3288-nucleotide messenger RNA. It is a transcript of the gene gata6, whose product is annotated as GATA binding protein 6. Gene Ontology annotation, biological process: positive regulation of transcription by RNA polymerase II; epithelial cell differentiation; cell fate commitment. The transcript has 7 exons. Gene Ontology annotation, cellular component: nucleus. NCBI's taxonomy places the organism in Eukaryota, Metazoa, Chordata, Actinopteri, Elopiformes, Megalopidae. Bases 352 to 1848 code for a protein of 498 amino acids. Gene Ontology annotation, molecular function: DNA-binding transcription factor activity, RNA polymerase II-specific; zinc ion binding; RNA polymerase II cis-regulatory region sequence-specific DNA binding. The record is from RefSeq and is a predicted model, not a curated record.